Messenger RNA from Nematolebias whitei (Rio pearlfish), 5038 nucleotides. RefSeq names its product zinc finger protein 646. The transcript has 4 exons. Lineage: Eukaryota; Metazoa; Chordata; Actinopteri; Cyprinodontiformes; Rivulidae. Gene Ontology annotation, biological process: regulation of transcription by RNA polymerase II. Gene Ontology annotation, cellular component: nucleus. Gene Ontology annotation, molecular function: DNA-binding transcription factor activity, RNA polymerase II-specific; RNA polymerase II cis-regulatory region sequence-specific DNA binding. The coding region runs from base 367 to 4911 and encodes 1514 amino acids. The record is from RefSeq and is a predicted model, not a curated record.
GCGGGGGGGGGGGACAGCCGAGAUCCAAAAGUCUACGAUUGAACAGGAGGGGAAAAUAACCAUGUCUAAUCCUUGAAAGGUGCACAUCCUGCGUGCCCACGCCGUGCAUCGUGCUCCGCGCGGGCGCAGAGGCCAACUGAGGGGGACACCUCAUUGGCCGGUGUGAUCCCCCCCACAGGCCCGCCACCUCCCAAGGCGGGCCCUGAUUGUCUGGAUAGGCACUGGUGGGAGAAAAUGGCCGCCGCGCUCGGCUGAAGAGUCACACUGAGUUAUUUCCCUUUCCACCCCCCCACCCCCCAACAUCACUGUUCAUGGCUGAGUUGUGAACCGUGAGCCCACCUUCUUCCUGAUGCGCUGUAGAGUACUAUGGCAAUGCAUGAUAUGAGUCGUGCCAAGGGUUUCCCCUGUAAAGAAUGUGAUAUGGUAUGUCCGAGUACUCCAAGUCUACUAGAGCAUAUGAAAGCGCACUACCAGCAGGAAGAAAGUGGACGGUUCGAGUGUGAACAGUGUGGUCGUAUCUACAAGCACGCAGCCAGCCUAGCCAAUCACAAGAAAUCCCACGAAGUGGGCUCCUUCCAGUGUCCGGUUUGUACGCGCACGCUGCCCAAUGCAGUAGCGUUAAAGAACCACCUUCGGAUCCAUACUUUAUCCCCCAGUAGCGCACACGCAGAGGAAGAGAACGAGGAGUUGCCUGAGGAGACCAGCCACGACGAGAGGAACUACGGUCUGGCCCAGGACCUUUCGGACGGGUUUGGUCGCUCCCAUUUGAAUAAUAGUGGUACAGGCCACAGUGUCUUGCCGGGCCACGAGACAAACGACCACGGGAAAAAAGGCUCCCCCGAAUCUGACGACGCCUGGGACAGACCCUUCAAGUGUGACCAGUGUGACCGGACCUACCGGCAUCACGGUAGUCUGGUGAACCACAAAAAGUGUCACCAGCAAGGAACUUUUAAGUGUUCUGUGUGUUUUAAACAAUUUAGCAAUCUGGCUGCUCUAAACGGCCACGAGAGGACUCACUCCAAGUUCAAGGCGCCGGGGGCUUCUAUGGUGAGCGGGAGCAGUGGCAGCAGCAGCCUUCACAGCUCAGAGCGCAACGCCGCCUCCCAGUCGUCUCAGAGUGACGACUCCGCCUCCUGUUUCUGUCACCUGUGCCAGAUAGCACUGCCUAACAAGACUGACUUCCAGGAGCACAUCCUCCUGCACAACAGUGCCACGCCCUCGCUCGGACUAUCGCGCACCUUCCCCGGCAUCAUGGCUCACAAUCUGAGCACUGUGCGCUCCCCGACGUACACCCCUGCCCUCGGGGACCCUCUGCCUCUGCCUCCUCUGCCCACUGAGAAAAGAGGUCCCUAUGACCCCAUAAUGGGCCCCCCAGUCAACAACCCCAUCUACACUUGUGCAUACUGUGGGGCUGGACAUCCUGACUUAGAGACUCUGAAAGUCCAUUAUCUGACCCAUGACCCACACCCACCCUCUCACAGUCAGGACAGCUCCAUCCUUAACUCAGACACUCUCAGUUCUGGGUCGCAGGGCUCAGUAGCGUCACCCUCUGGGGGCCGUGUGCCUCAACCCAAUUCUCCAGAUGAUGAAGAGCGCCGCUUUAAAUGUGGCGAGUGUGGCAAAAGUUACCGGCAUGCAGGAAGCCUGGUAAACCAUAAACGCUGCCAUCAGACCGGCCAUUACCAGUGCACCAUCUGUUGUAAGCAGUACCCACAUCUGGCAGCACUGCACAGCCACCUGCGGAGCCAUAAGGGCCGCUCCUCUAACCAACCAAUUGGCAACGACAGCAGCGAUUGGCUGUCUCCGGAGCCGCUCACACUGGACUCCCAACAGAGCUACGUUCAGGAGGGCAGCAGCACCACCACUCCAAUCUCACUUCCAGGAAACCUCGGGGACACCGCCCACUUCGUGCCAGACAACGGCCACAGCAGCGGCUUGGACUCUCUGGAGUUCCACGGUCGCUUCGAUAGCGGCUCGCUGUCUCAGAGCAGCUCUGCCCACCGUCAGGCUGACAGACAUGUAUGUGCUGACUGCGGCGAGAUGUACGGAGAUGUCUCAGGCAUCAAGUCUCACAUGUGUCCCCGCCGUGGCCAGCAGCAGCAGGGCAACAUGUCAAAUGGUUUCAUGGGGAACAUGAACUACCAUGGCUCCAGUGGGACCUCGCUGCCCUCGGGAAGCUCCAGCAACAUGAAGGAAAGUAGCAACCAGAGACCGUAUUCCCAAAGCGCAGCCAAAAGGAUGGGGAGCAACGACAAAGAGGACGAUGAUGACGGGGAGGUGUAUCAGUGCUCUGUUUGUGGUAAUCAUUAUGCCAGCCUCAGGGCCCUCAGGAGCCACUUGCGCAGCCACGCCAACAACCCAACCGGACCAGGGCCAUCUACCCUGGAGCAAGACUGGAGGAUGAUCUGCUCCACCUGCGGCCAGACCUUCUCUAGGAAGCAGGACCUCCUGAACCACCAGUUAAUCCACGGUCCCCAAAGGUCGGACAGCCAGCAGUCAGGUAUCUCCGGUGGCUCCACCAAUGGAGGCGAUAAGAUGGAUGGACGCAGCCACAUCUGUGUUGACUGCGGCAUGUUUUUUGUCGACCACCACCACCUGGUCACCCACCUUUGCCCUGGAAAGAAUCGGCCUGGCUCCAUGAGCAAAGCAGGUCUGAACGGAGGCAAAGGGAUGUCUAGAGGAGAUGGGGCUGGGGGAAGCAGCGAUGUGGGAGGUGAUGGACGCAGGUCACUGGUUGACCAAAGUGACAAACCUCACAAGUGUGACCAGUGUGGACGAGGGUACAGACACCCCUGCUCACUCUUAAACCACAAGAAAUCCCAUAAAACAGGUGUGUUCCGCUGCCUGGUGUGCCAGAAACGCUACUACAACCUACUGGCUCUCAAGAACCACCAAAGGACCCACUUUGACCUGAAAAGGCACAAAUGUGAGGAAUGUGGCAAAGCCUUCAAGAUCCAAAAGCAGCUCAUCAACCAUCUCCGUCUCCAUGAGGAGCACCGGGCCAAAGGUCUUGUCCGGACUGGGCCUAACGGUUCCCGCUUCCAGCAGCCUGGUCCAUCUCAGACGAUGCAGACGAUGAGAGGGGAUGCCCCAAAGGGUCCAGUUAUGGGUGUCAAGUACAGCCACCAAGGUUUUAAGAAACCCUACUCCUCUGCUGGAACCUCUAGGCCCCAGAAGUUUGACCCUGCCGAAAGUGGGCGGCGGCCUUUCGCCUGUGAGGAAUGUGGGAAGACUUAUCGCCACGCUGGUAGCCUGGCCAAUCACAAGAACCUUCACAAGAUCGGGGAGUACCACUGCAACGUCUGCAACUCCACAUACCCCAACCGCCUGGCCAUGAAGAACCACCUCCGUCUCCACUUUGCUCAGAAGAAGCACAACUGCCAGGAGUGUGGCAAAGGCUUCCGCACGCAGCGGCAGCUCGCCACCCACACUACGGCCGGCCUGUGCAAGGGGCCGCAGGGUCCCGGGGCCCAAAUGGACUUUGAGUGCGACGGCUGCUGCGAAGGCUUUGCCACAGCCGAUGAGCUUUCAGCUCAUGACUGCCCAGCCCAGCACCUGCCUUCUUCAUCCUCCACCAGCAGCUCCACAAACAUCAACAUGGAGCGGACCUCUGUGGACUUGGACUCGGACGAGCGGCCGUACGCCUGUGACCUGUGCAGCUGCACCUACAAACAUGCCAGCUCUCUGCUAAACCACAAGCACACGCACAAGACGGGCAACUUCCGCUGCAACUUCUGUGACAAGCCCUACACCAACUACAUGGCUCUGCGCAACCACAUGCGCAUCCACACGCAACGCAAAAAGCACAUCUGUCAUACGUGCGGGAAAGCGUUCCGGCUGGCCCGGUUCUUGAGGAACCACCAGAAAGUGCACGAAGAGGGUGCCACCCCGUUCGGCUGCCCGAGCUGCGGAAAGAGCUUCCAGGGAAGGUCCGGCCUGGCCCGGCACCGCUGUGGGGACAACCAGGUAGGCAUGGAGGUCAGGAGGAAGACCGCUGCACCCACGGGGGAGGAAGAGUGUCGGUACACGUGUGAUCAGUGCGGCCGCUCCUACCGCCACGCCAGCUCCUUGCUCAACCACAAGAACACCCACACAGUCGGCAUCUACCACUGCGCCGUGUGCCUCAAGACCUACAACAACCUGCUUGCCCUAAAGAACCAUCGCCGCAUCCAUUCCGAGACGCGCCGCCACCGCUGCCACGACUGCGGGAAGGCCUUCCGGGUCUCCUCGCAGCUCUACAACCACCGGCGCGUCCACCAGAAGCAGCGGGAGCUGACCUGUCGGUCCUGCCAGAGAGCGUUCCCCACGCAGGCCAGCUUCAGGCUCCACAUGGAGAUCACCCAUGGCCAGGCGCCGCAGCCCCGCCAGCCCAGACCCCCGCAGCCCCGACCGGGGGGCUCCCAGGAGCUGGGCUGGGGGUCGGGCCUGGACCACACCCUGAUGCAGGAGCAAGGACUCAACCCUCGCAGCCUGGCCAAAGCUCGCGACCGAGAGGGCAGCAGCGACGUCGCCAAGCCCCACGUCUGCAACCAGUGCGGGCGGUCCUACCGCCACGCCAGCUCGCUCCUCAACCACAAGAACAGCCACAAGACCGGGACCUUCUUCUGCUCCUCCUGCCAGAAGGAGUUCCCCAACCUCAUGUCCCUGAAGAACCACCGGCGCAUUCACACCGAACCCAAACGCUACCAGUGUCCCGACUGCGGCAAGUCGUUCCGGGUUUCCACGCAGCUGAUCUGCCACCGGCGGAUCCACACCAAGGAGAAGCCGUUCUCUUGCCAGCACUGCGACAAGCGCUUCUCCUCCAAGUCCAACCUGCGACACCACAUGAAGGUCCACUGGAGCAGCGCCAGGCCGGCGCCACACCUGGCCACGCCCAACUACCUGGGCAUGCCCGGGGGCCCCUUCUUGUAGGCUGAGGGAGCCACAUCUGUUGAGGUGCCAAAUCACAGUCUAACCUUCCUCCUCCUCUUCCUCAUUGUGUGCGUGGACAGAUAGACUGGCUGCAGCCGCCGCCCCCUCCUCGCUGCAUGCAGCCCCC